Molecule: messenger RNA, 1234 nt
Organism: Tetranychus urticae (two-spotted spider mite)
Lineage: Eukaryota; Metazoa; Arthropoda; Arachnida; Trombidiformes; Tetranychidae
Product: gamma-secretase subunit Aph-1
Biological process (GO): positive regulation of catalytic activity; protein processing
Cellular component (GO): membrane
Source: RefSeq, a predicted model, not a curated record
GCUGUUUCUUUAAAUUUAAUCUUGAUUUUAUUAAAUCAAUUUUUUUUAAUUGUUUUUUACGGUUUUUUACAAUAGUUUUACAAUUUGACAAUAAAAUCCAUCAAGUGCUCGACAGUAAUGUGCAGAUCUGUUUCAAUGCUAUGAGAAUCAUUUCGCAAAAAUUGUGAUAUUGAGACUUUUUGGUUAUUAUUAACUGUGAAAAUAUUUAAAAGUGAUCUUUCAGCAUUUAAAAUUAUCAAAACAUGACUCUUUUUGAGUUUAGUGGUUGUGCUCUGAUUGCCUUUGGCCCUCCUAUGACAAUGUUUUUCUUGACAUUAGCAGAUAAUCCUAUCUUUAUUAUCGUUAUGAUCUCAUCUGGUUUCUUUUGGCUUUUAUCGCUUUUAGUUUCGUCAAUAAUUUGGACUAUUGUGUUCCCGCUUAAAGAAAUUCUCGUUUUUGGAGUAAUCUGCUCGGUGAUAGUCCAAGAAAUAUACAGAUAUCUAUUUUAUGCGAUACUCAAAAAAGCUCAAAUCGGCUUACAAAAGGUUUCUGAUGUUGGUAAUAGAGGUCAUUUGUAUUCAAUAAGUUGGUCAACAUUAUCCUAUGUCUCUGGGUUUGGAUUUGGUAUCAUGAGUGGAGCUUUCUCUCUUGUCAAUGUUCUUGCUGAUUCUACUGGUCCAGGAACUGUUGGUCUUUAUGGUGACUCGCCUUAUUUUUUCAUUUCAACCUCACUAAUUACAUUAGCUUUAAUCUUGCUACAUACUUUUUGGGGAAUCAUAUUUUUUGAUGCACUCGACAAAAAAUGCAGAUAUAAAAUUGGUUAUGUCGUUGUCUCUCACUUAGCAGUGUCAGCUUUGACUUUCUUCAACCAGCAACAAUUGUAUCUUGCUUCAUUAAUUCCUUGCUACUUGAUAACAGUGAUCACUGCAUCAAUCGCUUACCAAUGUGCUGGAGGUACGCUCAAGUCGCUUAAAGAAAGCCUACCAUUCGUCUCAGGCUAGAUUUCUCAAAGACUAUUUCUUAUGGCACUAAUUAAACAUUCAUCGGAAGGAAUGCUAAAGAUCUUACCACAAAACUUUGAUAACUAUUUGAUUAUCAUCAAGAUUGUAUCAUUCAACGGAACAUAAUAUUAUACUUAUUUGCAUUUAUACCUUUUAACCAGUUUAAUUAACAACUUGAAAAUCUUUUCUAUUUUCAUAAGAAUUAUUUACGUGUAUCUUGUUGAAAAAACAUUAAAACUUGCCUAAAAAUUUUA